AUGAGGUCCUCAUGCAAACAAGAGGAAGAAGAAAUGGAGAAUGAAGAAAUUGGUGAACAAGAAAUAGAUGAAGAUUUGGAUGAAGAAUUUGAUGAAGGCAUUAAGAUUUUACUUAUGGAAACUCAAACAUUAAUGCAAGUGCUACAUCAGUCAGAGGGGGAUGAAGGACAUAUUGAGCGUCCGCUAACUCGACGACGAAUUACUACUGUUGGAUAUGAUUAUAUACAUCAGGCAUUGAACGAGGAUCCCGCAAUUUUCCGACAGGUAUAUAGGAUGUAUCCUGAUGUGUUCCAAAAAUUAUGCACUAUCCUUCGAGAAAAAACACUUUUAAAGGACACAAGAUAUAUUUGUGUUGAAGAAAUGCUAGCAGCAUUUUUACAAAUUGUCGGUCAAAAUUCUAGAUAUUGUGUCAUUCGUAAAACAUUUGGGCGAUCACAAUUCGCCACAAGUGAAAAUUUUCACAAAGUUUUGAGGGCUUUGAAUACAAUAGCAUCUGAGUUGAUGGCUAAACCAGGAUCGGGAGUGCCAUCUAAAAUAAGAGAAAGUACAAGGUUUUAUCCUUAUUUCAAGGAUUGCAUUGGAGUUAUUGAUGGGACACAUAUUCCAGCAAUAGUGAGGGGACGCGAUGUCAGCAACUAUCGUAAUCGACAUGGAAAUAUAUCCCAAAAUGUAUUAGCGGCUUGCAAUUUUGAUUUGGAAUUCAUGUAUGUCCUUAGCGGAUGGGAGGGUUCGGCUCAUGAUUCAAAAGUGUUAAGUGAUGCUCUAUCAAGGAGGAAUGGUCUUAAAGUUCCUCAAGGUAAACAUUUCUUAGUGGAUUGUGGAUUUGCCAACCGACGCCAAUUUUUAGCUCCAUUUCGAGGUGUGCGAUAUCAUCUCCAAGAUUUUGCAGGUCAUGGUCGUGAUCCUGAAAAUGAAAAUGAGUUGUUCAACCUUCGUCAUGCGUCCUUAAGGAAUGUGAUCGAGAGGAUAUUUGGUAUUUUUAAAUCGCGCUUCACAAUUUUUAAGUCAGCUCCUCCAUUUCUAUUUAACACACAAGCAGAGCUAGUGUUGGCAUGUGCAGCAUUACACAACUUUCUUCGUAAGGAGUGUCGUUCCGAUGAAUUUCCUAUUGAGCCAACUGAUGAAUCUUCAUCAUCUUCAUCCUCAUCAAUACCAGUUGAUGAAGAGGACAAUUUUGAGCAGAUUUAUCAAACCCAAGACCAACAAAGAGAGGAUGCUAAUACAUGGAGAGCUAGCAUAGCUUCAGCUAUGUGGAGAGAUGCUAUCUAG
This is a messenger RNA of Prunus armeniaca (apricot), 1269 nucleotides long. Lineage: Eukaryota; Viridiplantae; Streptophyta; Magnoliopsida; Rosales; Rosaceae. The record is from the annotation of a GenBank genome assembly.